GUCUCCUGUGGCGGAGGGGUGGGCCUGGAGGCUCCGCGGUCCUCCUAAGGCCGCUCUGACCUGCGGCUCGGAGACUUCUCGCCUCCUCCUCCUCCUCCCCUUUCCUCCCACAGCGCCCUUUCGGUCCCCGCCCACUUUGCCCUCCCAGCGGGUCUUCCCGGGGCCGCUCUGGCCAGAGCAUCCCUCGUCUCUCUUGCUUGUCCCAUCCGGCUCUGGAGGGAGGCGCGGGUGGGGGAACCUGGGAGCGCGUCUAUGGGGCUCAGGCCCGAGCUCCCGACGACGGGCUCCGCCCCCAGCAGCCGGUCUCACCCCGCCCCCGCCUGGAAGGGUCUCCCCGGGACCUACCAGGGCUGGCCUGGCCCCGCCGGCACCGCUGUGGAGGCGGGUGCGGGACUGUGGAGCCGUCGCCCCUGGUGACCCAGCCGUCUAUAAGGUCCGCUGCGGCCUGCAGCGCCCGCCUCGAAACUGCUGCAUGCCGCCUGUAGGGCCGGCCAGCCUAGGGGGGCCCGUGUCUCUGGGGGCCUCCUACGGUCCCUAGGGUCGGCCCGUGCGCAGCGACCCCAUUUACAGAAGCUUCCAUGGAGCUCUAGGGCCACCCCUCGCCUUCCUGAGUCCAUCCGCCGCGGCGUUUCCCCGGGUGGGCACCGUGAUCCCUGGAUCUCCGGGUCUCCGAGGCCAUGUUGCUUCUGUAGGGGUCGCAUUGCAGCCGUCCCGCCUGGAAGGCCUGUCCCGUCAGUGAGAGGCGGUGCGGGAGGAGGCGAGAUGGCCCUGCGCCGGGCUCUGGCCGCCGCCCUGACUCUCUCUUGGGCCGUGCUGGGGCCGCUGGCCCCGGGGGUCCAGGCGGGGGACUGCAAGGGACAGCGGCAAGUGCUGCGGGAGGCGCCGGGCUUCGUGACGGAUGGCGCGGGCAACUACAGCGUCAAUGGCAAUUGCGAGUGGCUCAUCGAGGCCCCCAGCUCGAAGCACCGGAUCCUGCUGGAGUUCCUCUUCCUGGACACGGAGUGCACAUAUGACUACCUGUUCGUGUAUGAUGGCGACUCCCCCCGGGGGCCCCUGCUGGCCAGCCUGAGUGGGAGUACACGGCCGCCGCCCAUCGAGGCUGCCUCAGGCAAGAUGCUGUUACACCUCUUCAGCGAUGCCAACUACAACCUGCUGGGCUUCAACGCCUCCUUCCGCUUCUCCCUGUGCCCCGGCGGCUGCCACGGCCACGGGCACUGCCAGCCCACGGGCAUGUGUGUAUGCGAGCCAGGCUGGGGGGGCCCUGCCUGUGACCAGCAGGAGUGCCAGGCCUACUGUGGCAGCCACGGCACCUGCGCCUCGCCCUUGGGGCCAUGCCACUGUGAGCCUGGCUUCCUGGGACGCGCCUGUGAUCUGCACUUGCGGGAGAACCAGGGGGCUGGCUGGUGGCACAACGUGAGUGCCGGGGACCCUGCCUUCUCAGCCCGUGUUGGGGCAGCUGGUGCCUUCCUGUCCCCGCCUGGGCUACUGGCCAUCUUUGGAGGUCAGGACCUCAACCGUGCCCUGGGGGACCUCGUCCUUUACAACUUCUCUGCCAACACCUGGGAGCGCUGGCACCUGAGUCCCGCCCCGGCUGCCCGUCACUCCCAUGUGGCUGUGGCCUGGGACGGCUCCCUGGUGCUGAUGGGGGGUGAGCUGGCCGACGGGUCCCUCACCAGUGACGUCUGGGCCUUCAGCCCGCUGGCUGGGGGCCACUGGGAACUCCUGGCACCCCCCACUUCUGGCUCUUCUGGGCCGCCAGGCCUGGCAGGGCACGCGGCGGCCCUGGUGGAUGACGUCUGGCUCUACGUGUCUGGGGGCCGCACCCAGCACGACCUCUUCUCCUCUGGCCUCUUCCGUUUCCGCCUCGGCAGUCCCCACAGGGGCUACUGGGAGCAGGUGAUUCCGGCGGGUGGGCGGCCUCCCGCCGCCACCGGCCACUCCAUGGUGUUCCAUGCGCCCUCCCGGGCCCUGCUGGUUCAUGGAGGACACAGGCCCUCCACUGCUCGCUUUUCCGUGAGGGUGAACGCCACCGAGCUCUUCCACGUCGACCGGCGGGUGUGGACCACCCUGAAGGGCAGGGAGGGGCUGCAGGGCCCCCGGGAGCGCGCCUUCCACACGGCCAGCGUGCUGGGCAACUACAUGGUGGUGUACGGCGGCAACGUGCACACCCAUUACCAGGAGGAGAAGUGCUACGAGGACGGCAUCUUCUUCUACCACCUUGGCUGCCACCAGUGGGUGUCGGGGGCCGAGCUGGCCCCCCCCGGGACUCCUGAGGGCCGAGCAGCGCCCCCCAGUGGCCGGUACUCACACGUAGCGGCUGUGCUUGGCGGCAGUGUCCUGUUGGUGGCUGGCGGAUACAGUGGCCGACCCCGGGGGGACUUGAUGGCCUACAAGGUGCCCCCCUUCGUGUUCCAGGCACCUGCCCCAGAUUACCACUUGGACUAUUGCUCCAUGUACACGGACCACAGCGUGUGCUCCCGAGACCCAGAGUGCAGCUGGUGUGAAGGGUCUUGCCAAGCCGCCCCACCUCCUGGGACCCCGUCGGGCGCCUGUCCAGCAGCCAGCUGUCUGGGCCUGGGCCGCCUGCUGGGGGACUGUCAGGCCUGCCUGGCCUUCAGCAGUGCCGCUGCUCCUCCUCGGGGCCCUGGUGCCCUGGGCUGGUGUGUGCACAAUGAGAGCUGCCUCCCACGGCCCGAGCAAGCUCGCUGCCGCGGGGAGCAGAUCUCUGGCACCGUGGGCUGGUGGGGGCCCAUGCCCGUCUUCGUCACAGCUCUGGAGGCUUGUGUCACCCAGAGCUUCCUGCCUGGCCUGCACCUGCUCACCUUCCAGCAGCCGCCCAAUGCCUCACAGCCCGACAAGGUCUCGAUCGUCCGCAGUACGACCAUCACCCUUACGCCCAGCCCCGAGACGGACGUGUCACUGGUGUACCGCGGCUUCAUCCACCCGCUGCUGCCAGGGGGCCCUGGUGGGCCGGGGGCGGAUGACGUGGCUGUGUGGGCCCGGGCCCAGCGCCUGCAUGUCCUGGCCCGCAUGGCCCGUGGUCCCGACACAGAGAACAUGGAGGAGGUGGGGCGCUGGGUGGCGCAGCAGGAGAAGGAGACGAGGAGGCUGCAGCGGCCCGGCUCCACGCGCCUCUUCCCACUGCCUGGCCGUGGCCACAAGUACGCAGUGGAGAUCCAGGGGCAGCUCAAUGGCUCCGCAGGCCCUGGGCACAGCGAGCUCACCCUGCUCUGGGACCGCACUGGCGUGCCAGGUGGCAGCGAGAUCUCCUUCUUCUUCCUGGAGCCCUACCGCUCGUCAGCCUGCGCCUCCUACUCCUCCUGCCUCGGCUGCCUGGCCGACCAGGGCUGCGGCUGGUGCCUGAGCAGCUCCACCUGCCACCUGCGCCAGAGCGGGGCACACUGCGGGGCCGCAGCCGGGGCCGGUGGGGCUCUGCUGGUGCUGGUGCCCACGCUCUGCCCGCUCUGCGAGGAGCAUCGCGACUGCCAUGCCUGCACCCAGGACCCCUUCUGCGAAUGGCAUCAGAGCACCAGCCGCAAAGGGGAUGCCGCAUGCAGCCGGCGUGGCCGGGUCCCGGGGGCCCUGAAGAGCCCAGAAGAGUGCCCCCCACUUUGCAGCCAGCGCCGGAGCUGUGAUGACUGCCUGGCCAACUCCAGCCAGUGCGCCUGGUGCCAGUCCACGCACACCUGCUUCCUGUUCGCCGCCUACCUGGCACGCUACCCGCACGGCGGCUGCCGAGGCUGGGAUGAUAGCGUGCACUCAGAGCCCCGGUGCCGCAACUGUGAGCGUUUCCUCACCUGCCACGAAUGUCUGGAGAGCCACGAGUGCGGCUGGUGUGGCAACGAGGACAACCCUACUCUGGGCCGGUGCCUGCAGGGGGACUUUUCAGGACCCCUCGGUGGGGGCAACUGCUCGCUAUGGGUAGGGGAGGGCCUGGGGCUGUCGGUGGCCCUCCCUGCCCGCUGGGCAUAUGCCCGUUGUCCCGACGUGGAUGAGUGUCGCCUGGGCCUGGCACGGUGCCAUGCGCGGGCGACCUGCCUCAACACGCCCCUGAGCUACGAGUGCCACUGCCAGCGAGGGUACCAGGGCGAUGGCGUCACCUACUGCAAUCGCACAUGCCUGGACGACUGUGGUCAUGGGGUGUGCAGCGGCCCCCCUGACUUCGUCUGUGUGUGUGACCUGGGCUGGACAUCAGACCUGCCACCGCCCACACCGGCACCGGGGCCCCCGGCCCCCCGCUGCUCCCGGGACUGUGGCUGCAACCUGCACAGCCACUGCCGCCAGCGAGGACCUGGCUUCUGCGACGAGUGCCAGGAUUGGACAUGGGGGGACCACUGCGAGCGGUGCCGGCCUGGCAGCUUUGGCAAUGCCACGGGCUCAGGUGGCUGCCGGCCCUGCCAAUGCAACGGGCACGGGGACCCGAGACUCGGCCACUGCGACAACCUCAGUGGGCGCUGCUUCUGCCAGGACCACACCGAGGGCGCCCACUGCCAGCUCUGCUCUCCUGGCUACUAUGGGGACCCCCGGGCUGGUGGCUCCUGUUUCCGGGAGUGUGGGGGUCGCGCCCUUCUCACCAACGUGUCCUCGGUGGCCUUGGGCUCCCGCCGGGUUGGGGGGCUGCUGCCCCCAGGGGGCGGGGCAGCCAGAGCCGGGCCAGGCCUUUCCUACUGUGUGUGGGUCGUCUCAGCCACUGAGGAGCUGCAGCCUUGCACCCCUGGGACCCUCUGCCCCCCACUCACCCUCACCUUCUCGCCAGACAGCAGCACCCCCUGUACGCUGAGCUACGUGCUGGCCUUUGAUGGAUUCCCACGCUUCCUGGACACGGGGGUCGUCCAGUCGGAUCGGAGCCUCAUUGCUGCCUUCUGCGGCCAGCGGCGGGACAGGCCACUCACUGUGCAGGCCCUGUCUGGGCUCCUCGUGCUGCACUGGGAGGCCAACGGCUCAUCAUCUUGGGGCUUCAACGCCUCCGUGGGCUCUGCUCGCUGCGGCUCCGGGGGCCCGGGGAGCUGCCCUGUCCCGCAGGAGUGCGUGCCCCAGGACGGGGCUGAGGGCGCUGGACUGUGCCGCUGUCCCCAGGGCUGGGCCGGCCCCCACUGCCGCAUGCCUCUGUGCCCCGAGAACUGCCACGCCCACGAUGGGGCAGGGACUUGUAACCAGAGCCUGGGCGUGUGCAUCUGCGCUGAGGGCUUCGGGGGUCCUGACUGUGCCACGAAGUUGGACGGCGGGCAGCUGGUCUGGGAGACCCUCAUGGACAGCCGCCUGUCAGCCCUUCUCGUGCCACCCCCCCUGCCCCAGGACACGGCCAGCCGCUUCCUGCACCGCCUGGGACACACCAUGGUGGAGGGACCUGAGGCCACUCUGUGGAUGUUCGGGGGCCUGGGCCUGCCCCAGGGACUGCUGGGGAACCUGUACAGGUACUCUGUGAGCGAGCGGCGGUGGACACAGAUGCUGGCUGGCGCUGAGGACGGGAGCCCAGGCCCCUCACCCCGCUCCUUCCACGCAGCUGCCUAUGUGCCCGCCGGCCGCGGUGCCAUGUACCUGCUGGGAGGGCUCACAGCGGCGGGCGUUGCCCGGGACUUCUGGGUCCUCAACCUCACCACCCUGCAGUGGCGGCAGGAGAAGGCCCCUCAGACCGUGGAGCUGCCCGCAGUGGCCGGCCACACCCUGACUGCCCGUCGAGGCCUGUCCCUGAUCCUGGUGGGGGGCUAUUCUCCCGAAAAUGGCUUCAACCAGCAGCUGCUCGAGUACCAGCUGGCCAGUGGCACCUGGGUGUCGGGAGCCCAGAGUGGGACACCGCCCACAGGUCUCUAUGGCCAUUCUGCAGUCUACCACGAGGCUACCGACUCGCUCUAUGUGUUUGGGGGUUUCCGCUUCCACGUGGAGCUGGCGGCCCCAUCCCCCGAGCUCUACUCUCUGCACUGCCCGGACCGCACCUGGAGCCUGCUGGCCCCUUCUCAGGGGGCAAAGCCCCAGCCUCGGCUUUUCCAUGCAGCAGCCCUGCUAGGGGAUACCAUGGUGGUCCUUGGGGGGCGCUCGGACCCGGAUGAGUUCAGCAGUGACGUCCUCCUCUAUCAGGUCAACUGCAACUCCUGGCUCCUGCCUGACCUCACACGCCCAGCCUCCGUAGGGCCCCCGAUGGAAGAGUCCGUGGCCCAUGCUGUGGCAGCAGUGGGGGGCCGUCUGUACAUCUCGGGGGGCUUCGGGGGAGUGGCCCUGGGCCGCUUGCUGGCCCUCACCCUACCCCCCGACCCUUGCCGUCUGCUGCCCUCCCCCGAGGUUUGUAACCAGUCUGGGGCCUGCACCUGGUGCCACGGGGCCUGCCUGUCCGGGGACCAGGCCCACAGGCUGGGCUGCGGGGGUCCCCCCUGCUCCCCGAUGCCUCGCUCCCCGGAGGAGUGCCGCCGCCUGCGGACCUGCAGCGAGUGCCUGGCCCGCCACCCCCGGACCCUGCAGCCAGGAGAUGGAGAGGCGUCUGCCCCCCGUUGCAAGUGGUGCACCAACUGCCCCGAGGGCGCCUGCAUCGGCCGCAAUGGCUCCUGCACGUCGGAGAACGACUGUCGCAUCAACCAGCGCGAGGUCUUCUGGGCCGGGAACUGCUCCGAGGCAGCAUGUGGCGCAGCCGACUGUGGCCACUGCACCCGUGAGGGCAAGUGCAUGUGGACGCGGCAGUUCAAGCGCACAGGGGAGACUCGCCGCAUCCUCUCGGUGCAGCCCACCUACGACUGGACGUGCUUCAGCCACUCGCUGCUGAACGUGUCCCCCAUGCCGGUGGAGUCGUCACCCCCCCUGCCCUGCCCCACCCCCUGCCACCUGCUGCCCAACUGCUCUGCCUGCCUGGACUCCAAGGGCGCCGACGGCGGCUGGCAGCACUGUGUGUGGAGCAGCAGCCUCCAGCAGUGCCUGAGCCCGUCCUACCUGCCCCUCCGCUGCAUGGCGGGGGGCUGCGGGCGGCUGCUCCGGGGCCCCGAGAGCUGCUCCCUGGGCUGUGCCCAGGCAACCCAGUGUGCUGUAUGCCUGCGGCGCCCGCACUGCGGCUGGUGUGCCUGGGGUGGCCAGGAUGGGGGAGGCCGCUGCCUGGAGGGUGGCCUCAGCGGCCCCCGCGAAGGGCUGACGUGUGAGCGUGACGGGGCUUCGUGGGCCUUCCUGUCCUGCCCCCCUGAGGAUGAAUGUGCUAACGGGCACCACGACUGCAAUGAGACGCAAAACUGCCACGACCGGCCCCACGGCUAUGAGUGCAGCUGCAAAACGGGCUAUACCAUGGACAACGUGACGGGGCUGUGCCGCCCUGUGUGUGCCCAGGGCUGCGUCAACGGCUCCUGCGUGGAGCCCGACUACUGCCGCUGCCACUUCGGUUUUGUCGGCCGCAACUGCUCCACGGAGUGUCGCUGCAACCGCCACAGCGAGUGCGCCGGCGUGGGGGCACGCGACCACUGCCUGCUGUGCCGCAACCACACCAAGGGCAGCCACUGUGAGCAGUGCCUCCCGCUCUUUGUGGGCUCGGCCGUGGGGGGUGGCACGUGCCGGCCCUGCCAUGCCUUCUGUCGAGGCAACAGCCACGUCUGCGUCUCCAGGAAGGAGCUUGAGAUGGCCAGGAGGGAGCCGGAGAAAUACUCCCUGGACCCGGAGGAGAUCGAGAACUGGGUUACCGAAGGCCCUAGUGAGGAUGAGGCUGUGUGUGUGAACUGUCAGAACAACAGCUAUGGGGACAGAUGUGAAAGCUGCCUGCAUGGCUACUUCCUCCUGGAUGGGAAAUGCACCAAAUGCCAGUGUAAUGGCCACGCAGACACGUGCAACGAGCAGGAUGGGACAGGCUGCCCGUGUCAGAACAACACGGAGACGGGCACGUGCCAGGGUGGCUCCCCGAGUGACCGCCGAGACUGCUACAAGUACCAGUGCGCCAAGUGCCGGGAGUCAUUCCACGGGAGCCCGCUGGGGGGCCAGCAGUGCUACCGGCUCAUCUCGGUGGAGCAGGAGUGCUGCCUCGACCCGCUCUCUCAGACCAACUGCUUCCACGAGCCCAAGCGCCGCGCCCUGGGCCCCGGCCGCACCGUCCUCUUCGGCGUGCAGCCCAAGUUCACUAACGUGGACAUCCGCCUGACCCUGGACGUCACCUUUGGCGCCGUAGACCUCUAUGUCUCCACCUCCUACGACACCUUCGUGGUCCGCGUGGCCCCCGACACGGGCGUCCACACCGUGCACAUCCAGCCGCCGCCACCGCCGCCACCCCCGCCGCCCCCGGCCGAGGGGGGUCCCCGGGCAGCAGGGGAUCCCGGGGGAGCCGGGGCCGGGAGUGGGCCAGGGGCCCCGGCAGAGCCCAGGGUGCGGGAGGUGUGGCCCCGUGGCCUGAUCACCUACGUGACGGUGACGGAGCCGUCGACGGUGCUGGUGGUGCGAGGGGUGCGGGACCGGCUGGUCAUCACGUACCCACACGAGCACCACGCCCUCAAGUCCAGCCGCGUGUACCUGCUGCUGCUGGGCGUGGGGGACCCGAGCGGGCCGGGCGCCAACGGCUCGGCCGACUCGCAGGGCCUGCUCUUCUUCCGGCAGGACCAGGCCCACAUCGACCUGUUCGUCUUCUUCUCGGUCUUCUUCUCCUGCUUCUUCCUCUUCCUCUCGCUCUGCGUGCUCCUCUGGAAGGCCAAGCAGGCCCUGGACCAGCGGCAGGAGCAGCGCCGCCACCUGCAGGAGAUGACCAAGAUGGCCAGUCGCCCCUUCGCCAAGGUCACCGUCUGCUUCCCGCCUGACCCGGCCGCCCCGGCGCCCACCUGGAAGCCCACGGGCCUCCCGCCGCCUGCCUUUCGUCGCUCCGAGCCUUUCCUGGCCCCCCUGCUGCUGACGGGGGCUGGUGGGCCCUGGGGCCCCGGGGGAGGGGGCUGCUGCUCGCCCGCCCUCCCUGCCAGCCCGGCCGGCCUGCGCGCAGGGCCCAUCACGCUGGAGCCCACCGAGGAUGGCAUGGCGGGGGUGGCCACACUGCUGCUGCGGCUGCCCGGCGGGCCCCACGCACCCAAUGGUGCCUGCCUGGGCUCGGCCCUGGUCACACUGCGACACAGGCUCCACGACUACUGCGGGGGUGGCGGGGGCGCGGGGGGCAGCGGGCACGGGCCGGGUGCUGGCCGCAAGGGACUGCUGAGCCAGGACAACCUCACCAGCAUGUCACUCUGACCCGCCGCAUGUCCAGCGCCAGUGUCUCCAGGGGCCUCUGGUCCCUUCCCCGUCCCCUGGCUCCCCUGGCAGGGCCGUCUCUGCCCUACUGUCAACCAUUAUUUAUUGAAACCUUCUGUGUGCCAGGCCCUGCUGAGGCCCCGGGCAGGCGACCGAGCCAGACGGCGCUCCCUCAUGCCUGGGACUUUGUUCUAGUGAAGGGGGACAGUCAGUGUGGACACUGAUCCCGCACACGCUGGCGGGACCAGGCAUUCGGGGCAGCGUCUUGCCUGGGCUGGGAGAAGGAAGCGCAGCCAGAGGGGGUUCCAGGCAUAGGGCGCUAGAAGUCACUCAAGGUCAAGGUUGAGGCCUUCAGGCAAAGCCCCAGGCUGGUUUUGUAGGAAGCAUCAGCGGCCAGAGAGGCCGGUGGGCCCCAGGUGGGUUUGGGGUCUUAUUCUCAGGGCAGUGGGAAGCCACUGGGCAGUUUCUGGAGGGAGAAGAACGGGACUUGAGGGAGCGGUGGAUGGGGUCUGUGAACUGGGGUGGGGGCACCCCCGGGGACUCGGGAGAUGAGUGGGCCCGAGAGCAAGGCAGGGAUGGGUGACCGGGUGGCAGGGCAGAGGAGUCCAGCGUCGCCCCACACCUCUGCGGGUAGUGGCGGCUGGUUGGUUGAGAUGGAGACAGGGGCCCGGGUGGAAGGUGAGCCCAGUCUCGGCCCUGGGGUACCCCCAGAGACGAGGUUCCUCAGGAGCCACGCUGCGUGUGCUCUGGGGGUGCUGUGGGGUGCCUGAGCAGAGGCUGGCCCACAGAACCGAGGGGCCAGGACAGGACCCUGCUGCUGGAGGUGGCAGAACCACCGGCCCGGGCAGAAGAGGUCAGGAGAAGGGUGAAGCCCUCAGCCUUCAGCUCACCGGGAGGUGAAAUCGGGGUCCCUGCAGGGGCUGUCCCCAGCCAGUCUCACCUUGGACUUCUCUCCCCUUUUGAACUUGGUGUUCUCCUUUCCCAAGACUUGAACCCCAGUUGCCUUUUGGGACCCCCGGGGAGCUGGUCCUACCUGCACCUUACACUUGGCAGGGGGCCUCCGUCUUGAAUGUGGGUCCAGGGGUGUCUGGACAGGGGGGUACUUGGGUGAACAAUAAAGAGUGUGGGAGACUCUA
Sorex araneus (European shrew) is the source of this 10298-nucleotide messenger RNA. It is a transcript of the gene MEGF8, whose product is annotated as multiple EGF like domains 8. The transcript is spliced from 41 exons. The record is from RefSeq and is a predicted model, not a curated record. Gene Ontology annotation, molecular function: calcium ion binding; protein binding. Bases 763 to 9162 code for a protein of 2799 amino acids. Lineage: Eukaryota; Metazoa; Chordata; Mammalia; Eulipotyphla; Soricidae.